GCGGGGCGGUGCCGCGGGACCGGGCGCGGCUGCGCAGAGCCCGGGCGGCGCCGGGCCGGACCGGGACCGGGACCGGGAGCGGGGCCGGAGCGGGAGCGGGAGCGGGGCCGGACCGAACCGAGACCGGGCCGGAGCGGGGCGGCGGCGGCGGCGGCGGCCGGAGGUCUCCGCAGCCCGGCCAUGUCCCCGCGGCGUUGAGCUCCCCGGGGCGGGCGGCGAGCGGGGAGCCAUGGGGAGCAUCUACAAGGAGUACUUCAACACGGAGAAGAUCCGGGAGCAUUACAACUACACCAAGGAGGGCUCGGAGAGCGGCCCCAGCGCGUCCCGCUGGGCCGUCUCCAUCCUCAUCGUGGUGCUCUGCUGCUUCAUCGUGCUGGAGAACCUGCUGGUGCUCGUCUCCGUGUGCCGCAACAAGAAGUUCCACUCGGCCAUGUACAUCUUCAUCGGCAACCUGGCCGCCUCCGACCUGCUGGCCGGGCUGGCCUUCAUGGCCAACAUCCUGCUCUCCGGGGCCACCACCUUCAACCUGACGCCGGUGCAGUGGUUCGUGCGGGAGGGCACGGCCUUCGCCACGCUGGCGGCCUCCGUCUUCAGCCUGCUGGCCAUCGCCAUCGAGCGGCACGUGGCCAUCACCAAGGUGAAGGUCUACAGCAGCGACAAGAGCUGCCGCAUGGUGCUGCUCAUCGGGGCCUGCUGGGUGAUCGCCGCCGCCAUCGGCAGCCUGCCCAUCAUGGGCUGGAACUGCAUGAGCGACCUGCGCGACUGCUCCACCGUCCUCCCCCUCUACUCCAAGCGCUACGUGCUCUUCGUCAUCACCAUCUUCACCCUCAUCCUCCUCGCCAUCGUGGGGCUCUACAGCCGCAUCUACUGCAUCGUCCGCUCCAGCCACGCCGAGAUUGCCAGCGCCCAGACCCUGGCGCUGCUCAAGACGGUCACCAUCGUCCUGGGGGCCUUCAUCGUCUGCUGGCUGCCGGCCUUCAUCAUCCUCCUCAUGGACGCCUCCUGCCCCGUCCGGGCCUGCCGCGUCCUCUACAAGGCGAACUACUUCUUCGCCUUCGCCACGCUCAACUCGGCCGCCAACCCCAUCAUCUACACGCUGCGGAGCAAGGACAUGCGGCGCGAGUUCCUGCGGGUGCUGUGCUGCGGCGGGGCCGGGCGCCGGGGCCGGGCGGGGGGGCACCGCGGGCGGCCGCUGCGCACCUCCAGCUCCCCGGAGCGCGGCACCCCCCGGCUCGAGCUGCCCACCUCGCCCACCACCCGCGAGUGCACCACCUCCGUGUGAGCCGUGCCGGCGGGCGCCGCGGCAGGACUCGGCGGCGGGCGGGCGGGCGGGGGGCCGCGGCGGGUUUCCCUUUCCAGGUACUGACUCCGGUUUGUGCAAUUCGCACCGUCCCGCGGGCAGCGCGGGCAGCGCGCCAGGGCGCGGAGGGCUGCGGGCUGCAACUGCCCGCAGGCCGGCGGCGCGGUGCGGGGCGGGCGCCCGCGGGUGCAUGCACACAUGUGCCCGUGCGCGUGUGCGCGUGUGCAUGCAUGCACAGGCAUGUGCACGUGUACGUGUGCAUGCACGUGCCUGUGCGUGCAUGCACGCAGAACGGUCGAGGGGUGCGUGUGCACAUGCCUGCGCACAUACGUGUGCACAUGCCUGCGUGUGCCUGCGUGCCGCGCUCCCACGCCCUCGCCAGCCCGCCGCCGCCGGCGGGACCUGUAAGACGGGUCCACGGGCUCCGCCCCGCUCGCGGGCGCCCGCUGCAUCCCUGGCGCCGGUGGCCAAGCCGCCGCCGCCGCCGGCUCCCGGGCUGGGCCGGCAGAGCCGGGCUGGGGGCGGCGGCGGCGGCCGGGCCCCCUCGGCCCCGCGUGCAGGCGCGCGGAGGGACGGGACCCGCGGGGGGACGGGACGGGACGGGGACGGGACGGGGACGGUCGCGGCUGGCUCCGCGAGCGCCCCGGCCCCGCGGGACCCCCGCCCCGGCGAGCCCCUCCGCGGGCUGCGGGCGCAUUAAAACGUUGCUUUCCAGCC
This is a messenger RNA of Dromaius novaehollandiae (emu), 2017 nucleotides long. RefSeq names its product sphingosine-1-phosphate receptor 2 (gene S1PR2). Gene Ontology annotation, biological process: sphingosine-1-phosphate receptor signaling pathway; adenylate cyclase-activating G protein-coupled receptor signaling pathway; regulation of metabolic process. The coding region runs from base 230 to 1282 and encodes 350 amino acids. Lineage: Eukaryota; Metazoa; Chordata; Aves; Casuariiformes; Dromaiidae. The record is from RefSeq and is a predicted model, not a curated record. Gene Ontology annotation, molecular function: sphingosine-1-phosphate receptor activity. The transcript is spliced from 2 exons. Gene Ontology annotation, cellular component: cytoplasm; plasma membrane.